GUUGCCUCUGAUAUUGGAGGAGAAAACCAGAAAAUGAAAUUUCUUAAGAGCAAAGCUCAGAUGGAGAACAAGAGGACAAACAGGGAGAGUGAUGCUGUGGAAAAAAGGGGCCCAUACAUCAUGACCAAAGCUCCCUCCAUUCAUGCCAAACUGCAGAAGCACCGCGAAAUGGCGAAGGCAGUGCUGCGGAGGAAAGGCAUGCUGGGGACAACCGUGCUACAUCAACCCAAGCCAGCAGCAAAGAGGUCAGUGAAGUUUAACAAGGGCUACGCUGCUCUCAGCCAGAUAGCGGAUGAGAACCUGGUGUCCCUUGACUCAGACAGUGACGGGGAGCUGGAGUCCAGAUGUUCCUCCGGUUACUCUUCUGCAGAGCAGGUGAACCAGGAUCUGAGCCGUCAACUGCUGCAGGAUGGGUACCACCUAGAUGAGAUCCCAGACGAUGAGGACCUAGAUCUCAUUCCCCCAAAACCUGCUGCCGCCUCACCUUGUCCCUGCUGCUUUGGGGACUCUCUCUCCUGCACAGUCCAGUAGGCCCUGCUUAGCAGGGGCUGCACACUGCCAGUCAAGGGCCAGCCCUUUCUACCUUGUUAAUUAGGACACUAGGAUGCCUGGCAGAGGCAACUAUUGUCAGCUCUGAACAUUGUCAGAAACUGAUGUGGGCUCUGUGACUGGAAACCUGGACACUGCAGUUGCUGCACUUAGGGGCACCUGCUCGAGUUGAGCUGCAACAGUUUUGUCCCAAAGCUUCUUUUUGUUACCUACAGUGAUAAUAGAGAGAUUGUGUGUAGCUAUUCCUGUUGCCUGGACACAACUGGUCACCUCCUGCAGUGUUAGAGCAUGGAGAGGUGCAUCAUGCUGCUGGGGGAGAAGGGAGAAGAGGACAUGUGAGCACUCUCUUGAAGAACUCCCAAAGCUGUGUGUAAAGGGGAGCAGCAAAGCAAGUAAGCUACGGAGCUGGAGAGCUGCAAAUGAAUGCACUUGAGCAUCUGCGACCAAUCAUUCCUUUUCCUCAUCUGCCAAGGUGGGGGUUCAGCAUCUGGUGCUGUCUCAGGGGGUUGCCAUGUUCUUACAGACUCUGAACACGGGAUCUAGCAGGUAAGCAGAGAAGGAGCUUGUGUUUCCACGUUGGAAGUUACUUGAAAGGCUUGUGAGGGCUUGGCUCCAGUUUGCCCCCACGUUCUGUUAGUCCCCUGGGAAGCUCCUUUGUCCAGGGGCUUUCGAGGGGGUUAGAACUGCUGAGAGAUCCUGGGUCUCACAUUACUGCUAGGGCACUGCACUUUCUGGGUGUGUAUCAGAAGCAACCUCAGACCUUGAGGAAUUCCCACUUCUGUAGAGGGGACCUAAUACACUAUCUGCAUUUAUUUAGUUAGUUUCUUCAGUGUAUUCCCUAGUCUUAGCUUGAAGUGCUCUGGGAGGUGGGCCCGGUGAGCCGGAAUUCUGGGAAACAGCUGAGGCUCAUGGAGGAGGAGGGCUGCCUGCCAACUAUCUAGUUAAAGUAAUGGAUUUAACGGCAUCUACCAUUGCUGCUGGGUUUGCUUUGACCUAAGUCUAUACAUAGUGAUCAAACCCAAAACUUGCUGCUUCUUUUGAGUAUCUAGGUGGGUACCAUGCAGACACGGGGGCUGGGGGCAAUGAGGGUUAAGGCAAGUUGGGCAGGGGCUGGAGCUGGUUUGUUUGAGAGGCUGUCUGCUAAAGAUUGCCAUGUUGCUUACGGAGACCACCCUAUAUUCCAUAUAUUGAUGUGACUAAUAGGGAUGUGAAUGACUAGUCAACAAGAUAGUUGCUCCCCCUCCCCCUCUAUCAGAGGCAGCAAAGGGGGGUACUUCAAAGUGGCAGUGCCACAAGGAGCUCGGGAUCAGUGGGGGAGUCCCCCGCUGACCCCAGGCUUCAGUGCUUUUGCUUUUGAAGUGUAGCAACAGCCCUAGGGCUGUGGCUAUGUUUUAAAGGCAGAGGUACCCGAUACUUAACAUCCUUAGUGACUAAUCAGGUGCCUGGUUUCUAGUUGUCUGGUUAAUGGCACGACAUUAGCGCUGCUUCUAGAUAAUGUCCCUUGCAGGACUUGUCAGCCUAUUACUAAUGGGUUUAAAGGGCUUCUGAUGGGGUCAUAGCAGAUGUUAUUCAGCAGUUACUCUGCCAUGGAAGGUCUGAACUUAGGAGUGAGAAUUUUUAGUGUGACUUUGGCUAAUAACUUGUUUGCAUCCUGAUUUUGUAGUUUUGUAGUCUUGUGCUGCUCUUACUCA
Molecule: messenger RNA, 2240 nt
Organism: Pelodiscus sinensis (Chinese soft-shelled turtle)
Lineage: Eukaryota; Metazoa; Chordata; Testudines; Trionychidae
Source: RefSeq, a predicted model, not a curated record